AUGCUCUUCAGCCGCACGCUGCGUCUAUCCAAGCGGUUCGGCGACAACACGGACUUUGUGGAAGGCAACAUCAACAAAGCCCACCAGACCAUGCGAAGCUUCUUCGGCGUCAACGCCGCGCCGGGUGAGAGCGGAACGGGCAUCGCCUCCAUGGAGCGUUCGAGCCUCCUCCAGGCGAACCAGAGCGCGAAAGCCAAGGAGGAGCUGGAGGAAGCUCUGUGGGAGACGCAGGAUGACCUCUACUUCGCAUCCAUCGAGUACGGGAAGGAUCUGGGCGUGAACAUCACUUCCGAGCUCGGGGGCCACGCGGCCCAGGAACAGCUCGAGGCGCUUCUUGCCAAGAAGGAGAAGAAUGAGGAAGCCGAAGACAAGGAUGAAGCCGAAGAGAAGGAGGAAGUCGAAGAGACCUUCAAGUUAUUCAGCUUCAAGAACCCCGGGAUGAUCAGCUUCGAGGCAGAGCGAAGUUGCGUGGGCAUUGUGCAAAGGCCUCUGUGCCCAUGCCCGCUACGUUUCCAACACGGCAAAGCAAAUAUUGUCCAGGGCCUCCUGCAUGGGAACUGGCUCCAACUCGGGCUCCAGAUGGCCUUCGGGCCCUACGAGAGCCCGCACAUGAAGAUCCCACUGCUGAACUUGGCGGACCAGUUCGCUGCCAUCCUUGCCGCACUGCCCUCCGGUCUCGUUUCCGUGGAGAGCCGGGCCAAGGCGAUCGCAUCGCUGAAGGACUUCUCCAGCAAGGAUGUGAAGAAGGUCAAGGCGAAGGUCCCGAAGCUCAUCCCCGGCACCACCAUCGGCUUGCGCAAUCCUCACUGGGGUCGCUACAUGAGGAUGAACAACGCAAUUAUGGACACGAGCUCACCGCAGGGUCUUGAUUUUCCAGCGGGAUGGGAAUUCGAGCUUUUCACUGUGGUGGACGCCGGGAACGGCGAGGUUGCCUUCCACAAUCCUCGGUGGAAUCGCUUCGUGUGGAUGGAAGGAGCCACGUGCGUGGCCACCCACCACCACCCGGCCGCCGGCUACAGCCGGGACUGGGCCAAGGCACGCUUCAUGGAGGUCGCUGCGGGGGACAACACCAUCGCGCUGUACAACAAAGCCGAGGGUCGCUUCUUGAGGCUGCACAACACCAUCAUGGACUCCAGCCCACCGGUUUCGAGCGAGUUUCCGGCUGGCUGGGCUUUCGAGAGAUUCCAGAUCGUCCCGACGGGUCCUUACGGUGGCAUUAAGCCCGGCAUGGUGGUGGCCCUUUACAACACCCAUUGGAAAAGGUUCAUCCGCAUGCACCAGACCUACAUGGACGCCAGUGCUGAGCAUCCACCACACUUGGCCAAUAAGGCCGGCUACCCCGCGGGAUGGACUUGGGAGCAAUUCACGGUGGUUGACGGUGGGAACGGCAACAUUGCCCUGCAUAGCGCCAUCCACAACCGUUUCGUGUCCAUGCGCAGCGGCACCGCGCUGGGAGCGAGCUCUCCCAUGGCUGCCAAUGCCCUUCCCAC
Symbiodinium necroappetens is the source of this 1490-nucleotide messenger RNA. The record is from the annotation of a GenBank genome assembly. NCBI's taxonomy places the organism in Eukaryota, Dinophyceae, Suessiales, Symbiodiniaceae.